GAAAGUAAGGAAGGGAGGAAAGAGUAAUUGAGUCUCAGGUUCAGCUGUUUGAAUUUCGUCUUUGAAGGACUGGCUCCUGCUGUGAUAUACCCUGUACAGCACCCAUGGCAUAGAUAAUGGGCAGACCAACACUAAAACAGCAGAACAACAAGAAAAUCUGACUGCACUUGACCACUGUCACUCCCUCCAGGAAGUAUACAACCACUGUGGUUCUUCAUUUACUGUAGGGUUUGUUCUACUUCUUGUCGUCGAUCCACCAUCAAGCUAUUCAAAUACAUGACGAUGUACAUAUUAAAAUCAAACACUUUAGAAAGUAUACGCUGUAGAAAAUAUAAAUACGUCCAAUGAAACAAACUCAAAUAAACAUCUCUCUGGCUACACACAAUCAAGAGGGAAUGAGUCCGGAAAUGAGUCUACUUGAAGAAAUAUAUACUCCAAGACAGGAAACGUGACAUCACUUUUAAACUCUUUAAAUUGGUAUACAAAACUUCUCUGACUCGCCUCUUCCUGGCAAUCCCGUCGUUGCACCACUUAAAAUUAGUGUUUUCACAAACAAUUAUUCUUAAACGAUUAAUCUAGUAAUUGUUUUUUUCAAUUUUUCGACUAAUCUAACUAAUUUUUCGAUUUUAUCUGAUGAUAAAUUUAUUGAUAAGCAAUUAUUUUCAAGUUAGUGAUUUAAUACAAUUCACCCCUCCCCCCACACACAUCUUAAAUUCUCAUAAACAUUUCAAUUUAUUAAAACAUUUCUUAAAUGUUAGAGCAUUAUUAACAAAAAAGGCAAAUCUUAAGAGAUUCAAUAGGAUUUCUAUGUUAGACUGAAGUGAAUCACUGCAAUAGUUUUUACUUAAUUAUUUCAGUACACCAAUUUGACUUUAAUAUUGAAAUAGAUGCUAAAACAUGGAAUGAUUUCAUAACUAGAGAAACAUGUUUUUAACAAACACUAGCAAAGGUAGCUUAUAGUUAAGCUUACUUAACUAUACUUCAAAAUUCCACAUCGACGCAUUUUUAAUGAUCGAUUACAUCGAGUAAUCGUCCCAGCCCUACCUAAAAUGCCCGUGAACAACAUACAACAUCACAUAGUUCUUAUUUAGCGUUGAUACAAAUCAGAUCAAUAUCCAUGGAAAUUAAUCAAAUGAAUAAAUAACUUUUUAAUAAUUAUGUAAACAAAACAUAUCAAGAUACAUGUUGCUCCACCUGGAUUGGGGAGACUGGGGCCUCACCCUGGAGUCCAGCCAAGUACAGACCAAAGGAGUAACAUGGGUUCGCCCUCUUGUAGGCCCACCACCUGCAGGGGGGGCAGUGGGGGUCGGGUGCAGUUAAGGCUGGGCGAUAUGACCUCAAAUCAGUAUCGCGAUUAAUUGAACAUUUUACCUUGAUUAUGAUUGACUGGUAAAUUUUGUGUUUUAUUUCUUUUUUGCUCUUAUUUCAUUUACAAAGUUUAUACUGUAAAUAUGCCCAACUGUUAAAACUGGGUUAUUUUUUGUAAUGAAAGACUGUAUAUUUUAUCUUUUUAUGAUUUAAAAAUAAUUGAAGGAAAGAUAUAGAUCCAUUUAUGGUUAUUCAUUGAAUGUUUGGAACAACUGAUAUCAAAGCACAAAUCGCUUGAAAUGAAAACAUGAAAAAGUUCACAUUUUAGUUUUAAUGUAAAAAACAAGUUCCGUAAAGAAGUAGAAAAUAAAUAGUUUCCAUUACUUGCAAACAAAAUAAAUUGAUGAUCGUUAUAACCAUUUUUUUCCUUUUUAUGUGUCAGGCAGAUUACCGUCUAAUUGACAUUUGUAUAUUUAUUACAAUAAUAUAAGGUAAUAAAAUAGACAGUGUAGCUAUUUACUGAACUUACUUGACUCUUUCAAAGUACAGCAGAGCUGUUUCGAACUGCAGUACUGCACAAAAUAAAUGACUGAAUUGUGUAUAAUUCAAAUGUGCUAUGUAGUCACAAGGCAGCCAGACAGGGUAUGAAAGCAGCAUUGAUAUUUUAAUGUCAUAUGAUGCAUUAGAUAAGCCGGGACACCGUGCCCGCAUACAAGAAGUUAUUUUCUCGCGCGGCUCCUUUAUACUUCUGCUGCAUGUUCAUCAUUCUAUGCCGUAAGAAUGAAGGUUCACAGUUACUGUUUUCUCCGUGUGCAGCCAAACGGAACUGGUCAGAACCAGCUCUGUAAUUAUCGGUGUGACCUUCUUCCAGGGAGGCUGCUAAGUGACUCUCACUUUCCACACAGGCAGACAGUACUUUGUGAUAAUAGCAAAUAAAUACAUUUUUCCACUACAUCUAAAUGUAUAAUUUCGACUACAGAUAUAAUACAGUACAGUACUGUACAUAAAAUAUAGCUUAUUAUAGUUUCACUACCACAUCUCGUUGGCUCGUUUUUGGCAGUUUAUCAUUAACUUUGAUGAGUCGAUAUCUGUAAUUGAUAGAAAAUGAAAAUUACUUUCUUUUUUCCAUAAUGUUUUCUGUGCAUGCAGCAUUAGCCUUAGGUACCUAGCCAGAAGCAGAUGGGUUAGAGCAAGUCAAAGUGGCUGGUACGAGAAUUGCAAAGAGAAUUGCCGAAAUUUGAAUAUUUUCCAUAUGUUGAAAGACCUGAUGCAAACACUGUAAGUGGACUACUUGACUAUGUUAAGCAAAUGAUUUAAACAGUAUUUGUACAGGAAUGAUUCUGUCCCGGGCCGGCAUGGUGGUGCAGUGGUUAGCACUGUUGCCUCACACCUCUGGGUCCCAAAUUCGAGUCUCCGCCUGGGUCACAUGUGUGCGUAGCUUGCAUGUUCUCCCCAUGUCGUCAUGGGGUUUCCUCCAGGUACUCCGGUUUCCCCCCAUAGUCCAAAGACAUGCUGAGGCUAAUUGGACUUGCUAAAUUGCCUGCAGGAAUGCAUGUGUGAGUGAAUGGUGUGUGAGUGUGCCCUGCGAUGGGCUGGCCCCCCAUCCUGGGUUGUUCCCUGCCUCGUGCCCAUUGCUUCCGGGAUAGGCUCCAGACCCCCCACGACCCAGUAGGAUAAGCGGUUUGGAAAAUGGAUAGAUGGAUGGAUGAUUCUGUCCCAAGCUGCGGUAAAUCUUUUUUUACCACAGCUUGGGACCCUACUUUGCCUAGUAUGCUCGUGUAGCGCAAGCUAAAACCCUGGGUUCCUUUAAAUCAGAGCUAGAUAAGAUUUAACAACUCUGAGCUAUUAGUUAAGUUCUCCCCAAACGAGCUUGAUGGGCCGAAUGGCCUCCUCUUUGUAGCCAACAUGCACCAUGACCACUGGAUCCACCCCGGCUGGGGCCAAAAGCCUGUGCACACUAUUCGGAAGGUCCCCUACCUGGGCACCAGGCAGCUUUUAAUUAUUUGGCUUAAGAAAAUGCCUUUUGCGAGUGAUGAAUUAUACCGACGUUAUAUACGCCGCAACUUGCCAAGAUAUGUGGACAAAUUGAAAUCAAUGGAAAUCAUGGUUCAUCUCCCCUGCCUUAUGCAGUCUGAUCGGGAUGAAAUAACGGCUAAGAAAGAGAGCAAAGGUGAGUCUGAAGCUGUGGUGCUGCUGUUGGACUGUUUGAAGCGGAGAGAGAACUGGGCUGAUGAUUUAAUCGAGGCCCUGAGAUCCUGUGAGCAAUGGGAACUUGCUUCAGAGCUUGAGAAGGAAUAUGAAUCACUCAAGGUCCGGCCCACUAAGAGUGGUGGCACUCCUGCUUCUGUUCCUGCGACUGCUCCAGUGCUCCGUCACACUGUCUCAAACCUUCCAGAACAUGCAGCUACUGAAGCUGUCCCAGCUGUUCCAGCUCCAUCAGGGACGGGCCACUCAGCUCCACUGCCCAGUCCCUUUCAGGCGGCUUCUGCUGAUAAGGGCAUUACCCCUAAUCACACUGACACUCUUAGUGGUCCAGGUGAGCCCACCUCACAGGUGUCUGCGUCACCCCAUGUCACCCAGCCUGGAGUCACAGAAGAAGUUAAGAAUGCCUCUGUAGUAUCUGCAUCUAGUCCUCAGGAGAGCCUAACUGGCAAGCCAGUACAGGAUACCAACCCAACAGAUGUCCAUCCAAACCCAUUUCCAAAACUAAUACAGACUUCCAAUCCAGGCAAUGAUCAGGUAACUGAUAAUCAUCCCCAUGCGGAGCCUAGUCAAGCACGUCAGGCUCAACGUACUGCCAGGCCAACUGCAUCUUCUGCUGAUCUUAACCAAGCCAAUAAUCCUGCAACUUCCAUCUCCACCGAUGAUGCCAUGUCUGAAGAAAUGUACUUUAGCAAGCCUGGAACGCUUCGUGCCCAUUCUGCCGAACGAUACCGAUACUUUGACAACCAAAGAGCUGCUGAGUCAGUGGAAGAGGAGCCAUACUCUGGUCAACCCACAAGCCCCGCAAAGGAAAAACUGACCACUCGUCAUGACAACCACCCCACUUCUGGAAGAGCUGACAUGGCAACCCAUGAUUGUCCACAUGAAGGGGGACUCAGCUUCUCCUACAACCUGUUAGAGAACUAUUCUAUCCCUCUCUUUGUUCUGGCUGGAGCAUGCAUUCUGGUCUUGCUAGGGAGACUGAGAAAAUAGGUAUGUUAAAGGGGAUGGUGAAUGUACAGUAUCUCAUACAAUAUCAAAAUCUAUCUUUAUAUGCUUGUCUUUUGAAAACAGAUAUCUCAGUUGAAUGUCUAUAAAUUUCCUCACACAAGAGUUUAAAUAUUCAUCCAUCCAUCUAUUUUCCAAACCGCUUAUCCUACUGGGUCGUUUGGGGUCCACAGCCUAUCCCGGAAGCAAUGGGCACGAGGGUGGGAACAACCCAGGAUGGGGGGGGCAGCCCAUUGCAGGGCACACUCACACACCAUUCACAUACACUCCUACGGGCAAUUUAGCAAGUCCAAUUAGCCUCAGCAUGUCUUUGGACUGUGGGGGGAAACCGGAGUACCCGGAGGAAACCCCACAACGACAUGGGGAGAACAUGCAAACUCCGCACACAUGACCCAGGUGGAGACUCGAACCCGGGUCCCAGAAGUGUGAGGCAACAGUGCUAACCACUACACCACCUUGCCGCCCCAGUGUAAAUAUAUUUUAAAAUAUAUUUUUGCCUGACAUUCUCUUUUGUUUUGCAUAUUCUUUAUUCAUGUAAAACUUUCAUAUAAGAAGGCUCUUAAUCAUGAGCACAUGAGAUGUGUCCCUUUCAGUAAACCAUUCUUAAUACUGCUUUUUAUAUUUACCAAAGCAUCUCCAUUUACUCAUGCAAGUGUGCGAUGGGUCCCUGAAAUUCAAAAAAGGAAUAAAAAAUUAAGCAGGUCUUUGAAGACCCAGUGUAAGGUCUAAUAUAAAGAUAAAGUAAAAGGAGCUCUUGUAUCGGUAUCGGCGGUUGUGUAUCGGUAUUGGAUUGGAACUGAUAAAAUGUGGAUCAGCCCAUCCCUAAUUAAUAGUGUCUGCUGUGUGUAAGAGAGAGAGGCAUUGAUCAGCAUGAUAGAGCAUGUGCGACUAGUGAACCACACAUAUGCCUUUCACUGAAAGAAGUUCCAAUUCACGUUGAGUGCCUGUGAUCAUGAGUGGUGUGCAAUAUUACAAGAUGUGGUAUCGAUCCAAUACCAAGUAAAUACAGGACCAGCAUCACCGAUAUCGAUACUUUUUAAUAACCAAGGUGGAUUAAUCAUCAAAUUGCUAAAGCUGAAUUAAUUUUCAUUACCUUUAAGUGGUUUUGUGAUUUUUUUUUUUCAUUAAUUUUAUAAAACCCAGGACAGAAUUUGGAAGUUUAUAAGUAAAUAAAUACUUUAUUAUAAAACACAAGUAACACAAAACGUUUUUCUCUUAAAUAAAGUGCAUAAAAUCAGAAAGCCGGCUUUGAAAAAAAUAAAAAAAUUGUGAAAAUACAAUAAACAACAUACGAUAAAAAAUACAAUAAGGUAUCAAUCUCAUUAAACUGGUAUUGAUAUAUUUAACUGCUAUAAAAAAAAUAAUACAAAAUUUUGCACUUUCUCUACAGAGUAUGAAUAGAUGGUAUUCAUAGCCUUAUUGAGCUAGUAUCGGAAAAAAUCAUCGCAGAGUCUCAAAGCACUUAUGUAAGUCGCCCUGGCUAAGGGCGUCUGCCAAAUACUGUAAAUGUAAAAUGUAUUGAUCAAUACCAAUACCAACAUUGUUAUUGAUAUUAUCAAUGCUUGGAUCUAUCCGUCCACCACUAGUGAUCAUCCAGCAUUGUCAGGGAGUUUGCGCAGGUAGCAUAUCAUUCAGCAAGAAAAAAAACAAUGAUCAUUAUCUGUAAAAAGGCGACCUGCUAUGGCGUCUGGAGUAAAGAUAAUUGUAUGAAACGUUAAAUAUAAGUGUUGGCUAGGCUACUCUGGCCGUGUUAAAGGUUAGGUUUCUUCCGUAUUAUGCUUAUUGGGCUACAUUAGGCUAACUAACGUUUCACAUAAUGUCAUUAAAAAAAUUGCAGCUUAUGAAGGGGACAGUUUCAGUAAUGUUGUCCAUAGAAACAUUUUAAAGCCAAAUUUAGAUCAAAACAAGUGUAUUAGAUGUUUGUUUGUAAUGGUGUGUUAAUAUCAAGCAUUUCUCUUUCAUUUUUAUCUUUAUAUAUGGUUACAAAUAACCUUAAAUUACAUGCUUCAUUCCCAUAAUAUUUUACAGCUCUCUAAUGUUCUUAUGAUAUAGACCAAAAUUAAUUUAGCAAAGCACAUUCAUGUAAUAGCUGUACAUAUCUUGCUGUAACCAUAUCAAUUAAUAGAUAUGGACUGUCAUUUAACACUGCCUAUUCUUCAGAAAACAAUCAUCCUGUAUAUAAUGGACUGUUUUGGACAUUGGUGCUAGUGUUUAAGUGUUGAUUGAUAGUGUUGUGAUUUACUAUCGCAAUUAGGGAGCUGGGGCAGGGCUUUAUGUAUGUCACUUUGUUGUAUUGUGUGUGUUUUUACAUAUAUGCAUUAUUGCUUAAAGUAUGUGAACAUUAAAGUUUUUCAAUAACA
Brienomyrus brachyistius is the source of this 6878-nucleotide messenger RNA. RefSeq names its product mitochondrial antiviral-signaling protein-like. The transcript is spliced from 7 exons. Bases 3214 to 4503 code for a protein of 429 amino acids. NCBI's taxonomy places the organism in Eukaryota, Metazoa, Chordata, Actinopteri, Osteoglossiformes, Mormyridae. The record is from RefSeq and is a predicted model, not a curated record.